GGAUGAGAAACUAGUUUCAUUCCAACAGACUUGCCUGUUUAGGCAGGAAGAUGCUUCUGCGAUAACAGACGCUACUAUCGCGAAACAGAGUGCGGCUCAUGGACGAUGACCGACAACCGGGGACGCGCCCUGCGGCUUACGCGGAGUGAAAAGUUACCUACCUUAAUAGGUUGGCCCCAACAUGGUGCUGCCGAGAAUUGCAGGCAGCGGUUGAUCUGCACCGGCCGUCGGGCCGCGGUAAGACCUUUGAAUGAUUUUGCCGCGGCACUAUUGCCGACCGAGCUUUGUACUAUCGGGGUUUAUGUCCGGCAGAGACGCUCGUUGCAGCUGCCUUCCAAAAUCAGUAAUGGGAGGGCAGGCCCACGCACACUAAGGAAUGGCAAGCUGCAUUCGCCAGCGACACCGUACCUGGCUUGGAGAGGGAGACAAGAGGGGCAGCACAGGAAAACAUAGCUUAUUUGGUGGAAGUGAGCCACAGUUGGCGGGCCACGUGACUGACUCAGGUUAUAGCGGCAGCCCAACUCCAGCUGGAGACGAUCGGUUCUCGGCGGCAGAUCGACCCGGGCGGGUGGAAGAAGAUGUGGAUUUAGUGAUACAGUAACAAACAGUGCUGGGGGCGCAGGGGAUGGACAACCGGAUAA
Pichia membranifaciens NRRL Y-2026 is the source of this 641-nucleotide messenger RNA. RefSeq lists its product as hypothetical. Bases 106 to 453 code for a protein of 115 amino acids. Lineage: Eukaryota; Fungi; Ascomycota; Pichiomycetes; Pichiales; Pichiaceae. The record is from RefSeq and is a predicted model, not a curated record. The transcript has a single exon.